This is a messenger RNA of Oikopleura dioica, 1365 nucleotides long. NCBI's taxonomy places the organism in Eukaryota, Metazoa, Chordata, Appendicularia, Copelata, Oikopleuridae. The record is from the annotation of a GenBank genome assembly.
AUGGGAGGACCAGCAAGCCAGUAUAGCUAUAAUGAAUUCUCGAUGCGGAUGCUUCAUCGGCAGUAUUAUUUGUACAAUCUUGAGAAGAAAAAUUUCAAAUACCCGAUCGAGGUUAAAUUUUUGAUGGAGGGCAAGUCGAACAAAUGGCUCGAAGAAGAGGCUGGUCAGUGGGGAGACCUUAUUUUUAAUGCAAAAGAGAAGAAAAUAAUUUCGCAAAUUAACAAGCUUCUCGACGAUGAAACAUUCGGUGUUGUAAUUUCAGAUUUGUACUCGUUCGUCACAUGGGAAAAGGACUUCAUUUCGCAAACAAGCCAUUCAAUUUGUAGAAAUCUUACUACGUGUGGCGCCGCUGGAACCUAUAUUCCCAAUUUGAAAGGAUGCUACGGAGAAAUGCUCGACUUUGAGCCCAAAAAAGAAACUCCCUUCUUGAGAGAAUUCGGCAAUUUCACCGAAUUCGCGGCGAACUUUGUGAAAAAAUCUCCACUGAAGCUACUGCCUGCAUACUUUUUAAAAGAUGCAGAUAGAAGAGUCGAAGCCCCACUACUACUUGAGCCGAAAUCGUGUGAAGGAGAGAUCGUUGUCAUGAUCAGCACGAAUGGAGAGCGCUUUCGUCGGAGAAAUCUUCAUCGGUCUUUGAAUAGCCUAAAUGAAGAGGGCAAGAAGGUUUCGCUUUUCUUUUUUCUCUCCCAUGCAGAUCAAAUUGGAAGGUACAGGCACGAGUCAAGAGCGCUCCAGGACAUUUUUGUUGGAAACUUCUCAAUGAUGGGAAUAGAUAAUUACGAUCAACAGCCGAAUUAUCGCUAUCUCACCGGUAUUCGUUUCGCCAAAGAAAAUUGCCAGAAUAUGCAGACGUUCAUUUUUCACAGCGAUGGUUUCUUCCCAAAUUACCAUGAAAUAAGUACGAAAACUGGAAAUACCCCAUUCAUGGCCUGUCUUGGCAGGGUUGAAGAAGACUCGCUCGAGUUGAGGAUAAAACAACCAUUCACUAAAAACUGGUGGCGAUUUGACCAACUACCCUUGGACUACCAGAUUCCUCGAUAUUGUGAUAACCAGUACGGUGGUGUCAUGGACAAGCUCGCUCUUCAUCAACUCGAAAAAACGAUGAGCUUGUCAGAGGAGAAGGUCUUUUCUUUCCAUAACGGGCAUAUUUUCUUCACCGGAAUAAUGCGAGACAAAGCCGGGAUAUCUCUUACCGACAUGCCUUCCCGUGGAGUAGAUUUCAACGACGCACUAUUUUUGAAAGAACGAAGUUAUGGGGACUUCACAGAAGACGAUGUGCAGAAAACCUUUAGAAAAUCAUUUGGCAAAGAGGUCUUAGAAAACGAACUGAAGAAAAUCCAAUCAAAAAUGAAAGAAAUAAAAUGA